Molecule: messenger RNA, 2279 nt
Organism: Xylona heveae TC161
Lineage: Eukaryota; Fungi; Ascomycota; Xylonomycetes; Xylonales; Xylonaceae
Exons: 1
Coding region: 371-2041 (556 amino acids)
Source: RefSeq, a predicted model, not a curated record
AUAUCAAUCACGCCCUGACGCAUCUGAGAGCCUAAUUGCUCUCAUUCUCAAAGGCUUGCUGAGGCGAUCGUAAGAAAUUGACCACCGAUCCCUGCGUGGUUUGCUCAGCCAACCAUCGACGCCUCCAUUCCUCCUCUAGUGCCGGGCAACACCAUCAACCCCCUGAAGCAACCAACGCAGAUCUCUCGUGAGGACCCGCUCCCACGCCACAUUUGGCACACAAACAGUUCAACCUACACCAGAAACUAUCGCAACUCACUGCUUCAUCCAAAGCCACGAUAAGAGGGACGUUAAGGCUGGCGCCCUCACAGCUCCCCGCAAUUGUUGACUCCUAUAUUCGUGAACCCCCACGGCGAGCCACGACGCAGACAUGGCGUUUGCCGAGAGAUCAACAACGCCCGUGCCGACUGUUGCGGUGGUGCCAGACCUUCGAUCACAAUCACCUUCUCCAUCGGCAUCACCAACUCCAGCCAUUUCUGCAAUUCCACAUCUUGAACGCUGCGCAUCAACUACAUCCUCAGCUUCGAGUCUAUCGGGGUCCUCUUCUGCAUCACGGGUCUCGAGCAAUGGCGACCCCAGGCGCCGAGGCUAUCUACGACCACAACCCACUUCAUUCGCCGAAUCAGCUCGAAAUAGAGAAAGUGUAAUGAGUUUGGGGAGCAUCGCCCAUCUUCAGUAUUACUUCGCACGAACCGGCUUGCUUGAUGGUAAAGGCGCACAGCUCGCUCGUCCCGACGAUAAGUCUACAGACCAGAAAAAUGAGUCUCGGCGAAUACGCACCCCAGAGCUCUUCCUUACUCUUCCGGCGCCGCCUUCUGCAGCAGAGUCAUCCUAUAACAACAACAAUAAUAAUAAUCUACGGGACCCAAAGAUAGCAGAUACCUCACAUGAACUGCACUGGGGCAGUGGCUUGGUUGGAAGCCCGGUUGACGAAAGCGAUGCGACUGAUGACGACUGGGAUGAUAAUGAGCCCGCUAUGCUUCCUCCUACUGUGAGCACGUACAAUUACCGAACCAAAUAUGUUCCCCCGCCACCGAGCCCACGGCAGCUGAGAAAGGAGCUGAGGGAAGCGGUGCGCAUUGCGCGACAGACCUUGCAAGAGGUGGACCCACGAAACGUCCCGAAGCAGGCUGAAGCUGGCAGUGACAAGGAUCAUGCCGGUGAGGAAACAAACCACGUUUCUCCAGAAGCACACAGCUCGAGACAAUCCCCGAGUUCUCCGACCACUCCACAAGGCUGGUAUGAAAUCCAAGGGGUUCAUCUGGUCGACGUCAUGACUUUGGCUAUCCGUGCGGCAAAGGUGUAUUACACUAGCCACGAGAACCCAGCACGACUGGCGGCUAUCAAGUCUGAGCGAAAGAUUCGUGAAGAGUUACUUGCAGUCCUUGAUGUCUUGAAACGCAUGGCCACGCGAGAUUUUGCCGGAGGUAUCCGCGAAGCCGAGAUUGACACUCUCCAAAAAUGGUUAUCCGACGUAGAUCGGAUUGUGAACUUAGAAGAGGUUCAAGAACGACAAGAGGUCAAGGAGCGCAGAAACCGGGAAUGGCUUGAUGGAGAAUGGCAAGGACGAGAGCUCGAGCGCGAGUGGCUCUUCCUGAAGUCCUUUGACAAUGACCCUUGCGAUCUGCCGCCAUGGACGCCAAUUGCUUCAAGCAAUAGCAUACCCACAGAGUUUCUCGCGGCGUUCAGGGAUGGAAGGCGGCUGAUAAACCUGCAUAAUCAGAUGGUUCGCAAGUCCAAGCGACCCUUUGGCGAAAUAGCCGUAUUCCACAAUGAUACGGCCAAACCAUAUCGUUGCGCCGAAAAUCUCCGAUUCUGGCGAAAGGCGGCGGAAAUUCGCUGGGAGCUUAAACUGGAGUUCGAUGUGAUGGGCAUCGUGCUAGGGGAGAAUCGCGAUGCGUGGGCAGCCUUCGAAGCUGCCAUUUUCACAUGGUGCAAGGGCGUUCGUGAGGAACUUACCAUUGAGUGGAAGACAGAGGCGGCUGAAAGAGCGGCUAGUCGACCAGGCACCGCGCAGACAGUCUCCGGAGGCGGAGCAUAGGGUCUUGCGAAAAGGACAACACGGUUAAGACCCGCGAUGUAUAGGCCUCAAUCUGAUGAUUAUUGAGUACUUUGCUCUUGGUCAGCAUAAGUUAUCAGUUUAGCCUCAAUCUGCUUCAUUCCCUUUCUGAAAAAUUUGUCGAGGAUUGGGUAAAAUUAUUGUUAUUGCAUGAGCAUUGGAGUCUUAGACAUUAUUGAUAAGAGAUUGCAUUUCUAACAGUGAGAGUACAAGAAGCGGU